AUGCAGUCCAAUCAAUGGAGAGCCUACAAGACUAAAGGAGAUGAUCAGUGCCACUACAACCCAGCAACCCGUGCUGCCAACUGCUCCAGUUACCAGUGUCUGCCUGAAGGGGACGAGAAUGCUCUGAAGCAGGGUCUUGCUACCAUUGGACCCAUUUCAGUGGGAAUUGAUGCUAGGCGGCCCACGUUUAUUUUAUAUAGGAGUGGAGUGUAUAAUGACCCAUCAUGCACUCAGAAUGUGAAUCACGCUGUGUUAGCUGUGGGCUACGGCACUCUUAAUGGACAAGACUACUGGCUCAUAAAGAACAGCUGGGGAACUUCCUUCGGAGAUCAGGGAUACAUCCGGAUGGCACGCAACCAGAAUGAUCAGUGUGGCAUUGCUCUGGAUGCCUGCUACCCCGUCAUGUAACUACAGAGGGAACUGAAAUGAAUCUCUUGCAAAAUGAAUAUAUCAUUUAUGACUUUUUUAUUAAGUCUUCAAAAACUACAGCUUCAAACUAACACUUUUUGGUGCUUCUCUUGAAAAAUUAUAUCUUGAGGAGGAAUCAUCAUCACUGACUAUCUUUGGCGUGUGACAUUGUGGAAAUGCUAAUGUGUGUAUCUCUGUGUGUGAGUACACACAUUUUUGGUAUACCCGCAUAUCAAAGUUCAAACUACUUUUCUCCUUGAAAGGUAAGGUUCAGCAAUUGCUUUAAAAGAUUUGAUUUUUCACAAGUUAAAGAAAAAUAUUUAUCCCCCAAUGUUUACUUUGGUUAGCAUUAACUACUAAAUCAGGGGGUUACCAGAAGUAUAGACAUCUGUUCAAGGCUACAAGGUUUAAUUAAAAAUCUUUCUAUAUCUGUGGUAAAAAGUUGUGAAUGUACUGGAUGUUUAGCGCUGGACUACUGUAUAUUUUAUGACAUAAGUGAGAUUAAGAUUAAAUUCACAACACAACAUGUACUGCUGCUUUGUUGUUGACACUUAUAUUAUAUAAUCAGACUCAAUGUAAAAAUAAAACAUUUUCCAAAAAUCUGGUUCCUUAUUCACAAAAUAAUGAACAUGGAAUCAUAAUAUUUAACUUUGAGGGUGUCAUGGUGCUGUGUCUGUUACUGCGUUUAUGUCUUUGGACUUUUGGCCUUGUUUUCUAACGAUGGUAGUGGUUUAUGUUUCUUAGCCCUUUUCUGGUAUUACUUAGUUUCCUGGUUUAAUCAUUUAGAUUUCUGGUUCUUAAUUACUUUUAGUUAGUUCUGUUUCGUUCCCUCUCUUUUGCCUUUGUGUAUCUUUAUUGUGUGAGUUUGUCCCUUUGUCCCUCGUCAGAUCCUGGUCAUGUUCAUCAUCCGUCAUGUUUCAAGUCUCAGGUUUUCUUGUUCCAGGUACCUUGUGUUUAGUUGUUUUUCACAGUUUAGUUUUUGUUGAUUUAAUCUUAGUCUCCCUUUUGCUUUGGUUGUAUUUUGUGCAGUCAAAAAUAAAAAGCUCACUUUCAUUUUUGACUGCAGUCCUCCUUACUCUGCAAUUGGGUCCACACUCUCCACACAGUCUGCCAUCACAGACCUGACAAAAGGGGGAUAUGUAUUUAUGUAAACAUGCCUGGGAUGUUGAGGGUUUUAACUGGUUGAGUACUAAAAUGUGCAUGUUAUACAGCAUUUUCGUUAAACAAAAAGGACGUUUAAAAGGAAGCCUUGGUUUCGUAAGUGUGUUUUCUUGUUUUUUGACAAAAUAAAAAAUAAAUCAGAUUUCAGAGCAGCUACUGGUGUUGGCCUUUAAAACCCAGAUAUCUUUCCUGCUAACAUCUUGAACAAGGUCAGGAUAAAGUCAACAGACUGCAGUGUUGGGUU
Molecule: messenger RNA, 1813 nt
Organism: Haplochromis burtoni (Burton's mouthbrooder)
Lineage: Eukaryota; Metazoa; Chordata; Actinopteri; Cichliformes; Cichlidae
Product: cathepsin S
Exons: 4
Coding region: 1-408 (135 amino acids)
Biological process (GO): immune response
Cellular component (GO): lysosome
Molecular function (GO): cysteine-type endopeptidase activity
Source: RefSeq, a predicted model, not a curated record